AUGAAAUUGAGCUCGACCCUUUACUUUGUUGUCGGUACUCUCUUGCCAAUCUUCAGUCCGGUUCAAGCCAAAGUUUCCAAUCACUCCCUACAGCAAUGGCUUUACACCAGUGACAUAGACGAGGAAGCCCUUGCACUCUUAGAUCGUCCCGAAAUCCACGGUGUUCAGAGCCUAUACACCUGGAAAUCCCUAGAGCCUCAGAGAGGCCAAUACGAAUUUUCUGCAAUCGCAAACGACCUCAACUCCACACGGGCCAAGGGCAAAAAUCUCUGGGUCCAAAUUCAAGACCGCUCAUUCAGCGUCGAGAGCAAUCCUGUCCCAAAUUAUCUACACAAACCUAUCUACAAUAAUGGCAGUGUUCCUCAAUGUGACGGAGACGACUGUGGCGGCGACUUCGUUGUGAGCGGUUGGGCUGCUGCCCAGUGGAAUCCUUAUGUCCGUGAUCGUUUCCAAUGCCUGCUUAAAGCUCUCGCCACCAGCUUUGAUGGCGCGGUCUUCGGUUUCAACCUUCCCGAAACUUCUAUUGAAGUCCAAUCAAACAGCACUGAUUCUGGUUAUACCUGCAAAGGUUAUUACGAGGGAACUCUCGACAAUGCUCAAUACGCUGCCAGCGUUUUCAAAAAGUCCUACGCCGUCCAAUAUGUCAACUUCUGGCCCUGUGGAUGGGCUAAUGCAAGGCAUUAUAUAUCCGACUCGUUUCACUUUUUUGCUGAACAUGGCGUUGGAAUUGGAGGGCCAGAUAACAUUCCCUACAAGCAGACUAUGGAGAACAACGCAUACCCGUACAUGUCAAAGUAUCGGAACGAGGUCCCAAUUAACGUGGUUGCUGUUCAAGAGCCCGACUUGGCGGCGAUAAACCCAAAUACCAGCAAACCGUUCACCAAAGAGGAAUUUGUUUCAUUCGCGGAGAAGGAACUGGGUAGUCAGAUAUUGUUUUGGGCCUUGUCAGCGGCAUGGCUCCACCAGUAA
Messenger RNA from Penicillium angulare, 969 nucleotides. RefSeq lists its product as uncharacterized. The record is from RefSeq and is a predicted model, not a curated record. The transcript has a single exon. Bases 1 to 969 code for a protein of 322 amino acids. Lineage: Eukaryota; Fungi; Ascomycota; Eurotiomycetes; Eurotiales; Aspergillaceae.